Messenger RNA from Diospyros lotus (date-plum), 4284 nucleotides. RefSeq names its product filament-like plant protein 4. The coding region runs from base 544 to 3801 and encodes 1085 amino acids. The record is from RefSeq and is a predicted model, not a curated record. NCBI's taxonomy places the organism in Eukaryota, Viridiplantae, Streptophyta, Magnoliopsida, Ericales, Ebenaceae. The transcript is spliced from 6 exons.
CAAAGUCGUACGUGGUCCGGGGAGCGGGGUCGAGCCCCAACUAUAUCGCUACUGCUACUUUAUAAUUCUUCCUGACUCUACAAUGGCAGCAGCGUACACGGCCAAUAAAUAAAUAAUGUACGUAUUUGACGCCGCUUUGCGUAUGCAACACAUCCACCAUAAGGCGAAGCAAGUUGAGCCGAGCUGAUAAGGUGAGGGACUUCACCUUUUGCAGACAAGUUGAGCCGAGCUGAGCCUCAUACUGAUACUCGCGCUCUUCUGUCCGUCAGAUAAAAUUAGCAGCGAAAACGAAAAGCUUUUCGCAAUCCCUCUCGUAAGGCUCGUACCUGUCAGAUCCAGAUCGGAGCUUUCCCCCUCCGUUUUUCACUGCAAGUGCUUGUCGAGAGGAGAAUCAAUUUCUUUGUUCGUGUAAUUACAUUGAUGAUUGAUGCAAUGCGCGGCUUCAUUCAGUGGUAGCUUUACCAUCGUGCGCACUGAUGCCUGAGUACAGUUGGGUUCUUAUUUAAAUUUUCUCAGUUAUACACUGAAAGACUUGAUGCCAUAAUGGAUCACAAGACAUGGCUUUGGAAGAAAAAAUCUACAGAGAAGGCCAUUGUAGCUGAUAAAGUAAACAUUUCUCAUAAAGGAAAUGGAGAAGAGAUUCAGACACUUCUGAACGAUAAAGCAGAGUUGGAAAGAAAUCUGAAAACAUUAAAUGAAGAGCUUUCUUCUGCCAUAUCUGAGUGCAAUGCUAAAGACUAUCUUGUGGAAACACAUGCAAAGAUGGCACAGGAAGCCCUUUCAGCCUGGGAGAAGGCCGAAGCAGAAACAACACUGUUGAAGCAAGAAUUGAGUGAAAUCAUGCAACAGAGAGUAGCUGGUGAAGAAAGACUGACACAUUUGGACAUGGCCCUGAAGGAAUGUAUGCAGCAGUUGCGCUUUGUUCGAGAAGAGCAGGAGCAAAGGAUUCAUGAUGCUAUGGUGAAGACAACAAGAGAAUUUGAGAAGGCAAGGAGUGUUUUGGAGGAAAGGUUAGCCAAUGCCAACAAAAGGCUUGCCAAAUUAGGUGCAGAGAAUACUCAACUCAGCAAGGCUCUUUUAACAAAGGAAAAAACAAUUGAAAUUAUAAAUGAGCGGAGAGCUCAAGCAGAGGCAGAUUUUAAUGCCCUAAUGACUAGACUAGAAUCCACAAAGAAAGAAAAUUCUUCUCUGAAGUAUGAGGUCCGGGUUCUUGAGAAAGAGCUUGAGAUUCGGAAUGAGGAGAGAGAAUUCAAUCGUCGAACGACUGAUGUUGUACAAAAACAACAGCAGGAGAGUGCAAAGAAAAUUGCAAAAUUGGAAUCAGAAUGUCAAAGACUACGCGUCCUUGUCCGUAAGCGGUUGCCAGGUCCUGCUGCACUGGCAAGAAUGAAUAAUGAAGUUGAAAUGUUGGUCAGAUAUCCAUCUGAAACAAGGAGGGAAAAGUUGAAUCAUUCUCCAGCUAGUUGCAUGAACUUUGCUGUGGACAGCACUCCUGAUGCACCUAGCAAAAGGACCAAUCAUUUGUAUGAGCAGUUGUAUGCAAUGGAAGCAGAAAAUAGACAUCUCAAAGAAGCUCUUUCCAAAAAGGCAAAUGAGCUCCAGUUUUUCAGAACCAUGUAUGCUCGCACUGCUUCAAAAUUAUCACAAGGUGAGGCACAGCUAGGUCAGAUAGUUACAGAAACUGCAAGGGACAUACCAGUACAAAAUGAACUUUCUAUAGCAUCUAUGUCUGAUAUGGGCAGUGAUGACAAGGUCAGCUGUGCUGAAUCUUGGGCUUCUGCUUUGAUUUCAGAAUUAGAGCAUUUCAGAAAUGGAAAACAAAUGCAUACACCAUCACAAGGAACUGCUGGAGCCUCAGAAAUAGAUCUGAUGGAUGACUUUCUUGAAAUGGAAAAAUUAGCCACAGUAUCCAUGGAUAAACCAUUUGGUAGUUCUGAUCUUGCCUCAGUUGAAGAAGGUGGCCCCUUAGAAAUUCAGUCAGCUAGGCAUUCCUUGGUGGUAGAAGAUUUGGGGAUUGUUCCACUACCUGAUUCCAUGCCCGGGCUUUGUGUGCUAAACGGUGAUGCACAUUCCAAAUAUGUUUUGAUCAGUAAAUUUCCUACUUGGCUUCAGGAUAUACUGAAAGUCGUCUUGGAGCAUCAUCAUGUCGCUCAAAGAAAACCUGACCAUAUACUGGAGGAUAUUAAAUUUGCUUUGCAAUAUGUUAAUAAUACAAAUUCCAGUGAUAUUAUUGAUGCAAAUGAAUGCUCAAAUGGGUUCAGUGCAUCAAAUCACUCUGAUCUUAGUGGCUACGUCUCUUGGAAACCUCCAGAUCAAUCUCCAUUCAGGGAUUCAGCUAAAAGAAGGAAUGGUGAUGAGAUCUCACCAGAAAAGAAGACCAACGGACUGAUCCAGUCACAUGACAAUAAAUCUGUAUGUAAGAUAAUUGAACUUAUUGAAGGGAUCAGUUUAUCGUCUCUGGAUUAUGGUACCUCAGAAAUGAUUCCUGUGGAAAAUAAUUGUCAAAUUUCAUGCAAGAAUUCAGAAACAUCUUCUGGUUACAUGAUUCGUGUCCUCCAAUGGAAAACGUCUGAACUCACUACUGUCCUACAGCAAUUUAUUAAAACCUGUAAUGAUUUGUUGGUUGGAAAGGCAGAUCUAGAAAAGUUCACUGAAGAGAUAGCCUCUGCUUUGGACUGGGUUAUGAACCACUGCUUUUCCCUUCAAGAUGUUUCAAGCAUGAAGGAUGCAAUCAAGAAGCACCUUGAUUGGGAUGAGUCGCAAAGUGAGAGCGAGGUUGAAUGUGAAACAACUGGUCAAUUUUCAGAAGCAGAUAAAACAUGCACUCACAAAGAACAGUUAUCAUAUAUGCAUGUUCUUUCUUCUUGGAAUGACCACAAAUUGGGAGAAAUUCAACCUACUGUGAGAGAAGAAAGUGAAAAUCUGAAAGAUGAGUCAGCAAAUAUGGAACCUGCUGACAAGGACACCUCAAUUAUCCAACCUCACGAACCAGAGAAAAUAAUGAAAAGCUUGCAAUCAGAGUUGGAAGCUGUAAAAGAAUCAGAAGUCAUGAUUGAGAAUCCAAUUGAGAAUAAUAAAUCAGUAAAUGAAGACCUUGAUGCACAGCUGAAAUUUGCCACAGUUGAACUGAACAAGGCCAGUCAAAAGUUAUCAUCUCUAAAAACGAAAUUGGAGCAUAAAAAUACCUGCUGUCAGAAACUGGAAGCCACAUGUGUUGACCCACAGCUUCAGCUAGAAAGGGUCACCGAGAAGGAGAUCCCAAAAUAUGAUGUUGUCCAAGAAGAAAAGCAACUUCAGGCUGACUGGGAAAUCGCAGCAGCUUCUGAGAAGUUGGCAGAGUGCCAAGAGACCAUCCUAGGCCUGGGAAAACAGUUGAAGGCAUUGGCUUCACCGGGGGAUGCCACCCUUUUUGAUAAGCUUGUCUCUAACCCUUUGUACAACAAUGUUCCCACGACAAUGUCUCCCAAGAAGGGCACGAGCCAACGGACAUCUCUGCUGGACAAAAUACUGGAUGAAGAUAAGGCUGUAGAUGGAGACGUUAAGUUACGAAAGACAAAGGAAGUUUUCCUUUCGGAACCUCAAAAAUCUCCCACCGUUCUAGAUAGCAAUUCUUUCUCUGCCUGUCACUCCAAUAAAGCAAUAAAUUCUCAGGAAAGUUCUCUUUAUGUGAAUGGGAGCAAACAUAAUGUCGAUGAAGCUGUGGGCGAUUCUUUCGCCAUUGUGCCUAGGAAGAGAAAGGGAACCUGGGGACUGCUGAAAACCCUUUUGUGGAGAAGAAAUAAAGGAAAUAGGAACAAAUAACACUCCCUUUUUUUGGCUGCAUAAGGUUUUUAACUCAGGAUUAGUUGUAAAUUGUAAUGGCUAUGGUUUUUCGGUUUGUUGCUUGCUUGGAUCGGAAAAUUACAUGCUUUGGCAUCUUCCAAUCAUCAGGUCGGGGGUGAAAGGAGAAAACCUUCAUACUUUUUGCGUUUGCUAGUACUGUAUGAGUUCUCGGAACCAAAAGGAUUGAGCAUUUAACGUGAAACUAAUAAGUAGAGUUUGAUUUGCUCGCAUCAUUAUACCUUCAGGACAGUCAUAUUUUCAUUACAACUAGAUCUUUUUUUUAUCUACAACUAGAAAUAAUUGUAAAGGGUAAAAUGUGCCCCAUCCACUGGGAACAACGGUAGUGUGUUGUUGCUUGAUCUAUUGAGCAAGUGAAUCGUGGUUUUCUUUAGUGUUAAACUGUAUCAGGAUCAUUAAAGAAAGAGCUCUUGGGCUCCGAAUGUCUAGAUUUGGAUGUUUUGU